AUGAGUUCCCUCCUCUUCGAGUAUUUCACGUGCAGCCUCCACAAGGCAGAAGACACGUCAAUAGGCAAUGCAGCAAGGACUGCGGCACCCCUCCUGGUGGGCAUGCGUCCUACCCCAGCGGGCUGUUGCAACUCAGACAUGGUUGGGAUCGCGGGCGUGAGGCACGAUCAGAUGCUGCCAGUGAGCCCCGCGCAUUUCGCGUACCCCGCCGAGUCAACGCUCACUCUGCCGAAUGCCGUCACCUCUUUCUCGGCUACGCCGCCUUCCGUCACGGGCGGCCUCCUUGCUGCAGGGGCCGUGACCAUAGGCUCUCCCGAAGAGUCGGUGAGGUGUUUCCUCCCCCUCGAGUUCGCUGGGGUGCCGUCUUCCAGCUGUGCCCCCCCGAGAGCAGCCCAGGUGGUGUGUCUGGCUCGCCCUUUCCGUGUCUUCCGGGGGUGUUUGUCCCGGGGGGUGGGCAGGGGGCCCCGGGAGCGCCGGGUGUUUGCUGGACGCUGA
This is a messenger RNA of Prorocentrum cordatum, 495 nucleotides long. NCBI's taxonomy places the organism in Eukaryota, Dinophyceae, Prorocentrales, Prorocentraceae. The record is from the annotation of a GenBank genome assembly.